AUGCUCGCUCUCCUUAUAACAGAGACUGCUUUCAUCACCUUUGACUGCAUCCCAAUGGAGGGUUAUCCCCAAGAGCGCCUCUGGCGAUGCCUCCCCGUACGGCCUGCCCCCGAGCACGAGGCAGUGGCCGUGUUUGGGAGCCUCAUCGCGUGCGUAAGCCAGGCCAAAGGGAGCGUACGGCGCAACAACGGCGAGGCGCUCGCUAUUUCGGACGCUUUCGAGGAGGAACAAUUGCGGAGGUUGCGACAGCUUAGGAAGCAGCUCCAUACGCUAUGCACACGGGACGCGGACGCGGCAGUGGCAACGGCCCGUUACGCAGGCCGACUCUCUCCGGCCACGCUCCAGGAAGUUCUCAUCGUGCUGGACCUUCUGAUGGACUACCCGCUGAGCGAUUUCAUCCGUCAGAUGGCGUCAGCGGAGGCCGCCAAAGCGCCAAGGUCGCCGAGGCUGACGCGCACUCCCGCUCAACCAAGGAAACCCCGAGACCUCAAACGCAACCCAAACCCUGGCCCUAAGCCUGGCCCACAAUCCGCGACCGCGGCCUCUCCCCGGUUGGUGAUAGACACAAUUUUGGAGGGCGAUGAGAAUGCGUCCCUUUUGAGAGUUGAGCUACCGGUUCUGAGCAGAAACCGCUCGGAUCUGCACAAUUCCGGCUCGCCCAACGUUCCGCCCAGCGGAAGCAGCCCUGCCGGCGGAACCAAGAUGAGCAAGAGCGCCUCGGUCCGGCGCGCGCAACUAGACGUGCGGUCGUUCAAACUGAGCUUGAAGCAGCGCGAGGAGGAGUUCACACCGGAACCCUGGGAGGACGUGUACGAGAACGGAACGGAAGAGCCGGAAUUCAACGGACUAGACUGGGAUCUCGGCGAAGGGAUGGAAGGGGUUCGGGAGGAGAACCCCACGCAGACGCGCGGCCGCGGCCGCGGGCGAAAGGCGCACACUGGCAAGGUCUUGGGCGCGGGCGCAAUGGGCUGGAAUCGUGGCAGCUCGAGGAUGAGCCACGUGGCGUUUCCAGAAGGGCGCCGUGAGUCCGAACGGCGGUCACGGGCGUCCGGCUCUCUCCGGGAGUCGCGGGUGUCCGAAUCGACGCCUUACAGGCGUUCUGAAGAGGAGGACACGUCGAGGUUGUCCGACUCUCAAAAGCAAGCAAAGACAGUGGAUUCUGGUUCCGGUAAGGCUGUUCCGGCGGAAAUAGGGCACGUAUCACAGGAGAAGCGGUUGGAUUUGUUGCGGCCGAUAGGAGAGGAGGAGGAACGUCCCGAAAGCUCGCCGAGGCAGGCCUUGAAUGGUGUGAACAGGCGUCUGAUUCCGGACGGAACGGAAGCGGAACCGCUCGGCCGGAACGAGAGCGGGGUUGAACACUUAGAAGGGCGACCCGGGUCGAGGGACGCAGAGGAACGGAUCGCCACCGCGAUGCUCCUGGCGGAUCUGCUAGGGCGCAGGUCGAACUUCUGCGAGCCUGCGCUGAUACGUGGCAGCCGCUCGGGGAGCACACGUGGCAGCCGCCCAGCGAGCACAAACCCCGGGAAGAAGAUCGACGUCGUCCCCCCAGUUCUCAAACGCGUUCUGAGCGCGCACGUCCUGAGAACUUUGACAACAGAUUUGGCGACCGUGGAGACCAAUCAUACUAGAAGUGGGUCGCUGGGCGCGAGAAGGGUUCCCGGGGCAGUUCAUUUACCGAAGCUCGUCAAGAAAACGACGAGAAAACUUGUUUCCCCUCGUUUGACAGCUAAGCGGCCGGGAACCGCACUGGCGGCCUCAUUGCCGGCGACCACGGAGCUUGGUGUCGCAAGUAAAAGGCGGCCGGCGACGGCGCUCGAGCUACGGCGAAGAACGGCUUCCGAGGACUCAGUUCCGGCUUUCAUGCAUUCCGUCCGGAAAAGUUUGGGCGGCGACUCCCAAGACGCAGCGGCGCACGCGGCAUUCGUGGAGGGUUUGGAGAGGGGUUUGGGUGGCGAUAUACUCGGGGGUUUGGAGCAAACCGGGCAUAGGUUAACGGAUGAGACGACAAGCCUGACUAACGAAAGCCCAACGGCCUCGGAAGGCGCCGUUCCGUUCCUUCCGGCGAGCGGCGACUCACCGGAACCUCCCUUGGAAACGGUCCCGGAGAACGGAAGGCCGAAAGUGCUAGUUCCUCCGCUGGACCUGCGCGCGCACAUGGCCCGCCAUGUGGCGUCUCCUCGAUCCAGGAGCGCGCGCGCGCAGACGACCAGGCGCGAGUCGCGGCUCCGCCACUGCAUCGUGCGGCGAAGCCGCAGCUUCUCCGAACUCAAAUCCAACUCCCGGGCAGACGUGUAUAUUCACGUCUCCCCGCAAACUAGAGAAGCGGGAAAAGUCGCUGACCAAAGUCAGCCCCGCUCCCCUGGCCGGGCGCCCGCGCCGUCCAUUCCUUCGUCGGCCCGCGGCCGCGCGCCCAAACCCUUGCUCACACGCGCGCACUCUUCAUUGGCGCGGCCUUCCGGUGAUCCGGCCUCUCCCCGCCCGCAACCCCCCAGGCGCCAUCACAGCUUCUCGCACGUCGAAACGCGCAAAACUCCCAAACCCCUAGCGUCGCCCCGCGGGCCGCACACGACGCGUGCGGACUGGCGGCUUCGUGACCAUAACGGGCUUGUCAACUCCCAUCCCUUAAACCUAAACCCGGCGCUAAACCCUUCAUCGAACCCUCCUUCAAGCCCUGGGCUUAGCCCCCGCGCCGCGAAUGCGGAUCGCGGGAAAAAAGAGCCCCCUGCUGACGUCAGCAGGCCGCCACCUGCAUCCGCCCACCCAACGCCACGUGGCGUUGCGGACGCUCGCAGCUCAGAGACGUCCACAUCGCGGACGCCCAGACAGAAGGAGGGUGUUUACAAGCGGAGCCUCAGCAAUAACGUGCAGAAAGUAAUGAAACCCGUACAACCGCAGAAGCGACCUACGAGCCACGUGCCCAGGUCGAGUCGGCCCGUACGGGGACCGCCGUCUGCCAGGGACCUUCGCAGAAACACGUCGAUGGGUUUCCGGCCCCCUGCGCCGUCGAACUCCAGCAGUCCUUCUCCACCGGCUUGCGCUUUCGACGCUAAACAUUCAGCCGCCCCCAGCCCCUUGCCGCGCCCACUCCCCGAAACGUUCGAACCAGAGGCGGCGAGCGCGCCGCCCACCGGACGCUGGACCCCGUCCGAAUCGGACGCCGCCAGCUGUGUGGACCUGGACGCGACACGUGGCCCCGACCCGGCGAAGAGCUACGCGCUCGCGUGUGACGUCAUCAGGGUCCCGCAGUCGUUUGCGGUGCUGCGGCAGCUGGGGCUGGUGCGGAUGGAGCUCGCGCACUGCGGUCUGAGUCGAAGGGGCCUGGAAGCAUUCCUGCGCGCCGUUCCGGCUUGCCCGCAGCUCCGUGCGCUGAAUCUGGCCGGAAACCAGAUCGACGGAACGGGCUGCAAGCUCCUGUCGGAAGGGCUGCGCGAGCACGCGCCGGGGCUGCAAGACCUCGACCUAAGUAGCAACCGGGUCUCCUUGGCGGGUGUCCAAGCGCUGACAUCACCCAGCGUCACUACCGGCAGCGUCCUGGCCCGCCUGCAGACGCUGAGCCUCCGGGCAAACAGCCUCCCGGACACCGCCACGUGUCUCCUCGUGACGUCACUGCAGAACGGCUGCCAGAUGCAGGGUUUGGACCUGGCUGACAACGGCGCGGCCGGACGGACCGCGGCCGCGCUCGCGGUUCUGCUAGGGGUUAACUCGACCCUGCGAACCCUGGACCUCUCGUGGAACCAUCUGCCGGGAAACACCGCCGCAGUGUUGGCGGAGGCACUGGCGGGCAACAAAACUCUUGACGUGUUGAAAGUGGCUCAUAACAGCAUGGGUGCGGCUGGCGACGUCGCCAUGAAAGAGUUGCUGGAUAGACGCCGGCGGACUUCGCUUCCGGCGGAUCAAGCACCGCGGCAUGACGAAGCAAAAGAGAUAGUUGAAAGCGGAAAACCGUUAUCAGGCGGAACGGCGCAAGAGCCAGCUGUCGCUUCCUAGUUUUUUCUGUCGUCUAGUACUUUGAGUAUCCAGCAGCGAGAUCGGCGAUGUAACGGUUGGUGUCCGGCAGGUACAAGAUGCAAAUAAUAUGAGUCAAAGAAUAAAAAAGAGUCAACUCCACGAUUGGCAAAAAGUCUGCACCAGUCGUGGUGCACGUAUCGAGC
This is a messenger RNA of Klebsormidium nitens, 4151 nucleotides long. The record is from the annotation of a GenBank genome assembly. Lineage: Eukaryota; Viridiplantae; Streptophyta; Klebsormidiophyceae; Klebsormidiales; Klebsormidiaceae.